Molecule: messenger RNA, 5920 nt
Organism: Meleagris gallopavo (turkey)
Lineage: Eukaryota; Metazoa; Chordata; Aves; Galliformes; Phasianidae
Source: RefSeq, a predicted model, not a curated record
UGUGUUUUUUUGGUAUUCUGAAGCUGUAGUUAAAUGUUUGACACUGCUGUUACUAUAACAUCUGAUGUGAAGUGUCUGAGUAAGGUGUACAGGCAGCUGCUGACUAAACAAGGUGGGACUGUUCUUCAGCAAGAUGGUUUUCCUGAUCUGAUUCACUGUGUGGCCACAUAAAUGUGCAAGAGCAGAACAUGGAUGUUCUUGGGAUGAGUGAAGCAGUUGCAGAAGCUGGUAGUCCUGCUGGUUUUGAUCUGUUUUGUUUUCCUCUGAAACAACAUCCUAGCAUUGCAGAAAAAUAUUAGAAGUGCUGUUGUUUGAGUUCUGGUUUGUAGAAACCCACAGUUUGGGGUGAAAAUGCACAGAAAUGCCUGUUCUGUGCAGGCAAAUCUGCUCCUCUUGGUAUUGCAGAGCUCUGCCUUUGUGGCAGACAAGGGGAGCAGCAGAGGAACAGAUUUCUUUUUGUAGUGUCUUAACAUUGACCACUCAUACAAGCUUCCCUUUGAAAUCUCUUUGGGAAUCUUUGAGAAGUGAAUUGCCAUCAAGUGCCAUUUAGUGUCUGUCUGUCUGUAGCUCACAACACAGUUUGUCCUGCAUUUCUGCGUGUGGAUGACCUGGAGGCAACCCCUCAGUGGGACACCAGAGCUCUCCUGCCUGCAGAGCGUGCUGCUAUCUGAUUACUGUUACUUAAUAAUCAGUUGGCCUGGACAUUAGGUUGCGAAAAUUUGAACAAAUUGUAAACUGUUGAACUUUACCCUGCACAUAGAGCUUAUUUCCCUGCCCUCUUCUUAUUGCUGACAGGGUAUUUAAUGAAAACAAAUCUAUGUUAAAACAAGCGACUACAAUUAAGAGCAGGAGAGCUUGGCUUGGCUGCUGUCUGUGGUGGUCAGCUUUGUAGUGCUGGCUCUUGUACUUGGGAUUUUUCAUCGGAGGCCAUGGAGCUUUCAGCCAACGAGCUCAGCAUCUAUGACAAGCUAUCAGAGACAAUUGAUCUGGUGAGACAGACUGGGCACCAGUGUGGGAUGUCAGAAAAAGCCAUCGAGAAAUUCAUCAAGCAGCUCUUGGAAAGAAAUGAACCCCAAAGGGGCCCUCCCCGCUACCCUGUCUUAGUGGCCAUCUAUAAGGGCCUGCUCACACUGGGACUGGUCUUGCUAACUGUGUACUUUGUGAUCCAGCCAUACAGCCCGCUGCCACCUGAAACUCCACUCUCCAGAUCCCACGCCUGGGGCUCCCUCAUCGGUCACAUCCGGCUGCUCUCUCUCCCUAUUGCCAAGAAGUACAUGCUUGAGAAAUGCCAGGACUGGUGGGCAGCUGGUUGCAGACAAAACACUUCUACCCUUCCUGCAAACUGCACAGCAUGUUCUACUGUGAAAAGCCUUCAGAUUGUGACAGACAUCGGGAAACUAUCAGAAAAACUCCAGAGGUCUCAGCCUUUUCUAAUCAAGACAGGACAAUCUCUCUCCUAUGAAGAACUAAAGCACUUUCAGUCCCAGGAUCCUGAACUGGCAAAGAUUAUAAUAGAAGAAAAUUCAUCUGAACUGUGGAGCUGCCUCCCGAGACAGAGCUUCCCAUUUUUCCUUCCUUGGAACAGGUCUGUGAACAGAACUCAGAUUCUGCAGGAAUUUUUCCCUACUUCCUCCUUGCUGUCUUUUCCCAAGACAGUCUCCCUAGAGAACUGCUUUCUCAUCCGCCAUCCAGAUUUGGGGAAUAAGAGCUACAGUUUGCACAGCCUUUUUGUUGUUGGAAGUGGACAGCUCACCCUGACUGUUGUACCUCUGGACAAGUGCAGAGGACACUGUGAGAUGUUCAAGGUGGAUCUGGAAGCUGGAGAUUUGGGUUAUGCCAGCAUGGAUUACUGGACGAUGAGCUUUGUGGCCAAAGGGACAGAGCCGGCGGUUGUUUGUUAUGGAGCUGCUAGCUAAGGACUGUGGCAUAGGAAAACAAGCUACUUCCAGGCAAGAAGACUUUCAGCUUUGAAGCCAAGGCAACAUCUUGAAAACGAUAGAGUGGGGCAACUGUGACAGGCAGCUUUGCCACCCUGCAUGUUUACAGUGUUAAAAAAUGACUGUUGUCCUGACCCUUGAGGUAAUUCUUUGCCUUUUCUCAGAUGUAUUUUUGGAGAAGCUCAAGCUAUUUAUGACCUUUCCUGUCCCCUCAGGUAAGCUCUGGGCUGGCAGCAAGGGUUUUUUCCAGGAGCAACAGAAGGGUUUCUCAGGAUGAGAUUAAUCUUGUGUCCUUUCUGGAUUUAUGGCACUUCUGAAACUUCGAGGGGGGGGAGGGAACACUGGGAGUGGAGGCUGUGUGUGACAUUUCUGUAUACAUUCCUCCUGGGGAGGAGGUUUGAAGCCUGACAUGUCAGGCCAUCUCUAUAAAGGGAAUGAAUUGACAUAUCCCACCUCCACCCCAUCUCUCUCACACGUGUAGCUGUGGGCCUCAGCAGUGUGCCCUGCAUCGCCAGCCUCAGCUCUGUGCUUCUGGGCUCACACAAGCACUGCAGCCUCAGUGCAGAGAGCCUCACUCACCACACCAUUCUUGUACCAAAUUAAUCUGUUCAGACCUCUGUGAUCUCCUGCAGCUCUCUAUCAGCAGGCUGGAGGUGAGUCAAACUGUGACUGUGCUUUCUUCCCCGCUGCUUUUCCUACAACAAAAAUGCAGGUUUCUGUGAGGUGCUGAGAGUGCAGCAGUAGUUCUGUUUGGAGACAGGGCUGGAUGCAGAGAAGCUCUCUGCAAGAUCAUCUUUUGAUUGUGCACCUGAGACGUCGGGGUUCAUAGAUCCCUUGCUUUGAGGUACUGCCUGUGUUCCCAGCCCAGGCUACCUGUGGGAGCACCAGAAAUUUUCCAUGUCCCUAGCUUUUUUUUUUGCUUUUUUUUUUUUUGGUCAUCAAUUUCUUCCAGACCUGAAACUUUGUCUUCAGAAUGAAUGUUGGUUUUUCCUGAGUCUGUUCCAAGCUGCCUUCGCAUGCUUCCUGUUGCUUGAGCAACUGCUUUAUCCAGUGCCCUGAGAGAGGCUUGGUUUCAGUGUUUGCAGGCUGCGGAUGCUGCUGUCCCUUCCAAGUUUGAUCCUUUGGGUCUGUUCCUGCUGCUGAAGAUCAUUUACAGAUGUGUCAGGCUGAACUCAUAGGCCAGGGCUGGGGUUCAGGACAUACUCUCACACUUGUUAAUAUGGAAUUGGGAGGGGUUUUGUUUGAAAGCAAGUUAAACUCCGCUCUCAGGAGCAAGAACCUUUUCCUCUGUAAAUAUUUUAGAUAUACUUAAAAUGAUAGAUUGGAAAAAUGUCUACCCAGCCUUUGUUUUUGAACAAGAGCAGGCACAUGGGAGCAAAUGUCUUAGUAAUCUUAUUAAGGGCUGACUGCAGCUGCCAAGUGGGAUGACCACGUCUGGCUCCUGCACAAGGAUAAGGCAGAGGACAGUUCCUGCUCCAAAGAAUUUAGCCUGAGAGAAUGUAGUCUGCAUCACAAACAUUUCUCUGCAUAACCCUUGUUUUUCCUCCUGUAAGCUAGUGAGAACAGCCCCAGCACUUGUGUUAGUCUGUGUGUUUGGCCUUUCACACUGGACCAAUGUGCUCCAGGUCCAACAGAACUGAAGGAGGCUGACUCUGAACAGAAAAAGACUAAUUUAAUUUGUAGUAAAAUAUUAAAGGGAAUUGGAUUAAUCAGACUUCUGUUAAUAUUGUUGAUGCUUGGGGUGUGUUUUACCCUUGUGACACAACAUGCAAUCUUGUACAUGCCAGCACACACACACACACACCACCCCUCUCCCUCUCCUUAUAGCCUGGAUCUUAGUUAAUGGAAAUUCAGGAGAUCAGUGAUGCUGGAAUUAGGGCCCAUGUAGUGACUGUUGCUAUUUACACUUUGGCAGCUUCUCAAGUCAAAUUCAAAGAUUGACAAGGUUACCUCACCUCUCACUGUUUUUGUACCCGGUCCAUUCUGUAACACAUUGGUUGGAGGUGCACGUGGAAAGGACCUGCUGGGCCCAUGCUGCUGGGAUUGAGGGCGAUUUGGUGAUGCAGUUACUUCUAAGCACCCUUGAAUGAAACUUUUAAAAGAGCUGCGGAGACAAUGAGUGUCUGUGAGAUGCCUGCAUUUUGAGUGUCACACUUAAGCCGUUGUGGCUGUCUGGAUCCUUUGGGGAAAAAAGCAGAGAAAAUGGAUCUAUUUAAGUCGCUGUUUACACUGGGGGAAGGGGGGACUCUAGGGUAAGUUUGUGCCUACUUAGCAAAAUGCUCUCACGUGUUGCUUCCCCACUGCUCAGUGUUACAGCUGGUUGGCCAGGAGAUGGUGGAUCUGGACUUGUUGGCAGAUUAGCUUUCCAAGUGCAUUUUAUGGUCUCUGCAUAAAGUUUCCAGAUCUGCGUCUAGGUGAUACAUUGCAUAUGUCCCAACCUUACUCCCUUUGGAGUUUACAUCAUUUGUUUUUAAACUUCCAGUAUAUUUUCUCUUCCUUUUCCAAGAGCUGUAAGGAAUUAGCUGCUAAGCAGAAACAGGAGGGCAAUUCUCUUGCUGAUAAAGAGCUGAUUUUGGCCACAGCUGCUGCUGAGUGCAGAGCCUCAAUCUGUAGUGCAGCUUCUCGAGUAGCUGCUGUUGUCAGUUGCCAGAGGAGCAGUGCUAACACCUUCCACACUGCAGCACAGGCAGGGAGCCGGGCACCAACAACUCGGAGGUGAGGCCAAAGUGGCAAAAUUCAGAUGGCCAAAAAGAGGUUUGGACACUUUGGCCACGUGGCUGCAACUGAGCCCUGGCCAUCUUCCCUAUCUGGGGCUUCACAGAACCUCACCUCACCGUAGAGCAGGCAGCUCCUAGCGAGCUGCUGAGCCUGGUGCAGAAUUGAGGGGAACGUGUCUGUUUUCUCAGCUAUCAAGAGAUUGCAACAACAAAUGUGAUUGGAUGAGUCACAGCGUGUGUGUCGUGGUCUCUCUUGCCUCUAGCUUUGUUUUGGCACUUGUGCACCCUGCUUUGGGUAACACCCCACUUCCCAUCCUAGCCAGCCCAGCUAGUAAAUGUGUGCAUCCUUAUUCUUAACAUUUCCAUGCUUCAGAACUCUUUGCCUAUGAGCUGGGAGAGAGGGAUUUCUAUUCACCUGACAUCCCAGAGGUUGCAAAGCUUCUCCGAAGUCACACCAGUGAGGCACUGAGAACUUGGUGGGCAGAAGUGUGGAAGGGCCAUUUCUCUGCUCCUUGAGCUGGAGAGAUGGGAUGCUGGACCUUGGGAUGGUUGUGCUUUAAAGCUGGUUUCCAAAAGCAGGGUCAUUGACCAUUGUUCUGAGUCCUGAACUCAAGGAGGAGCAAGGAGCGUUGUUUCCUUCAGUACCAGGAAAUCAGCAUCACUUCUAGGGGCCAAGCUGACAGUUUCUAUUGAUUGUUUUCUGUCUAUCUCUGCUGAUCCCAGCACCCAGCUGCCUUUCUAGGCUCAGGUUUCCUGGGCCUUUGGCUUCUCCUGCUGUAAGGAUCUGGCAGGGAAGCUGGUUUUACUGCAAGGAGCUGGGCUGGCUCAAAGCACCUCCCUUCUGUCCCUGGUUUUGUAGCAGCAAGCCCAGCUCACGGCGUGGGAACUCCCUAAGUGAGAAGAGGUGUCCUCUUUGCAAAUUCUGUUUGUAGAGCCAUGUGUUUUCCCCUUCAGGAAACUAAUUCUCAUAAAGCAUAGGUUUCAUGUCCUGCUGAGUUAAAUAAGGGAGAUGCUGGUCUUCCCCUUUACUUUUGAAGAUUCAAACCAAUGGCAGGUGAUUUAUUUUUUGUGCUGUAGGGAGGGGGAGGCAAUAUAAAGGCUCAGGGGUGCAGGGAAGUAAAGCUAUAUAUGCAUAAAGACUGUUUCAGUGCUGAACACUAUCAAUUCAAUGGUGGAUUAAAAGAAAAAGAAUGUAAAUAUGCAAUUGAUGCAGAAUUUUAUGGAUGGUCAUAAUUUAAUAUAUUGAGAACUCUGUAAAUACUUGGG